UCUGUCUCUCAUUAUUUUGCACGAUUUAACAAAUCAAGUGUCGAUAGUCCAUACUGUGACUGUCGCAGAAACUGUAGGAUCUAAAAAUUGCUUUGACUGAUCAUUCACAAUACUCACCCUGAAGAACAAAGGGUAAUAGUCUUCCGAAACUCAGAACCAUGGACGAUUGCAGCCCGAUUGAGAUCGACGAAGGAACACCCGACCAGCCUGGUGUGGCUGACGAAGUGCAGACUGAUAACGCGAUCCCCGUUGCAUCUGGUGCUAAAGUUCCUCCGGUAAAGAAGCCAAGAAAGGUACGAGCCAAAGCGAUUGCUCCGAAAAGUCGCAGUGUAGAUACCGCCGAAGAGGAUCCCGCAGUUCUGCAGCACGAAUGCACGUUGCCAGUUCAAUCUCGCCUUCCCUUGAAUCGGAUCAAAGCCUUUAUGAAACUGGAUCCCCGCACACAUAUGAUCAGUAACGAUGCGGUCUACCUAACGUCGAAGGCAACGGAAUUGUUUAUCCAAAUGCUGACCAAAGAUGCGUGGAGCGUUGCGCAACGAUCUCGCCACAAAAGUCUGCAAACCGACGAUAUCAAAUCUUCCAUUAGCGCUUCCGAAACCUAUAGCUUCCUCGAAGAUAUGAUGUGAGUCGCGAAUCUGGGAAAUUUAAAAUCACAUCCGAAUUCGAGAUACCACCUUCCAAGCUAAGUGUCAUUACAAUGAUGAUUCUGUUCUCCGUUUUGCUGAUAAUGUUGUAUGUGUUUAUGUAUUUCUGCUCCUGUUUUUAAUUCCCUCUUGUACAUACUCGUAUU
Molecule: messenger RNA, 790 nt
Organism: Paramacrobiotus metropolitanus
Lineage: Eukaryota; Metazoa; Tardigrada; Eutardigrada; Parachela; Macrobiotidae
Product: DNA polymerase epsilon subunit 4-like
Exons: 4
Coding region: 159-626 (155 amino acids)
Cellular component (GO): epsilon DNA polymerase complex; nucleus
Molecular function (GO): protein heterodimerization activity
Source: RefSeq, a predicted model, not a curated record